Molecule: messenger RNA, 675 nt
Organism: Metarhizium brunneum ARSEF 3297
Lineage: Eukaryota; Fungi; Ascomycota; Sordariomycetes; Hypocreales; Clavicipitaceae
Product: Retrotransposon-like protein 1
Source: RefSeq, a predicted model, not a curated record
AUGCUUGCUGAGAUCAUACGCCUUCAGGAACGGGUCCAACAGAUAGAAGAAGAACGGCAGGAACAAGCCACAACUACUACCACAAUUAAAAAGGACUUAGGAGAAAUCCUUAAACCCAGGGCACCAGGACCAUACAACGGAUCCCCAGGUGCGCUUCAAGAAUUCCUCACUCAACUCAGGGCUUACCACCAACAAUUCCCAAACAAAAUGGAAGAAUCCUCUGUCAAGGUACUACACACAGGAGGAUGUAUAACGGGAGUAGCACUCGCAUGGUUUGAACCCAUUAUAAGGGACUACCUUAAUAAAGAAAAAGACAACCGCAAAGAAGAAACCAACACCAUUUUCGAAAGUUACGAUGAGUUCAAAAAAGCCAUCAAGAAAGCCUUUGGAACAGUUGAUGAAGCUAGAGCUGCUGAGUACUACAUCAACGGGCUCAAGCAGAAGGGAUCGGCAUCCGAUUAUACCGCUCGCUUCCGACAACUCGCAUCUCAGCUUAACUGGGAGGACGAACCUCUUAUGUCAGCUUUCUAUAAAGAACUUAAGGAAGAAGUCAAAGAUAAACUCUACAAAGAGAACAGACCAGACAACUUAUCGGAUUACAUCGCUAUGGCGGUACGAAUCGAUAACAAACAGUAUCAGCAACGCAUACAGAAGAAACAGGGUAAAGGAACCUAG